CAGCAUGCUAAGCCGGGUGCGCUCGGCCGUAGCGCACCUGGUGAGCUCCGGGGGCGCCCCGCCUCCGCGCCCCAAGUCCCCAGACCUGCCCAACGCGACCUCAGCGCCGCCCGCCGCCCUCCCAGAAACUCCCAGGAGCCCUCCUUCAGGGGCUGGGAGCGGGAGCGGGGCGCCAGCGAAGACCGUAGACCCUCGAGCGAGCUUCUCCAGACCGACCUUUCUGCAGCUGAGCCCUGGGGGGCUGCGACGCGCCAACGACCAUGCGGGCCGGGCUGUGCAGAGCCCCCCAGACACGGGCCGCCACCUGCCCUGGAGCACGGGCUAUGCCGAGGUCAUCAACGCUGGCAAGAGCCGGCACAAUGAGGACCAGGCUUGCUGUGAGGUGGUGUAUGUGGAAGGCCGGAGGAGUGUUACAGGGGCACCUAAGGAACUUAGCCGGGGCCAGGGACUCUGCUUCUACUACUGGGGCCUGUUUGAUGGGCAUGCAGGGGGUGGAGCUGCUGAAAUGGCCUCAAGGCUCCUGCAUCGCCACAUCCGGGAGCAGCUAAAGGACCUGGUAGAGAUACUUCAGGACCCUUCUCCACCCCCUCUCUGCCUCUCCUCCACCCCUGGGGCCUCAGGUUCCUCUGAUCCCUCUCACCUGGUUGGUCCUCAGUCCUGCUGGUCUUCACAAAAGGAAGUGACCCAUGAGAGCCUGGUAGUAGGGGCCAUUGAGAAUGCCUUCCAGCUCAUGGAUGAACAGAUGGCCCGGGAACGGCGUGGCCAUCAAGUGGAGGGGGGCUGCUGUGCACUGGUUGUGAUCUACCUGCUGGGGAAGGUGUAUGUAGCCAACGCAGGUGACAGCAGGGCCAUCAUUGUCCGGAAUGGUGAAAUCAUUCCAAUGUCCCGGGAGUUUACCCCGGAGACUGAGCGCCAACGCCUUCAGCUGCUUGGCUUCCUGAAACCAGAGCUGCUGGGCGGUGAAUUUACCCACCUUGAGUUCCCCCGUAGAAUUCAGCCUAAGGAGCUGGGGCAGAGGAUGCUGUACAGGGACCAGAACAUGACCGGCUGGGCCUACAAAAAGAUCGAGCUGGAGGAUCUCAGGUUUCCUCUGGUCUGUGGGGAGGGCAAAAAGGCUCGAGUGAUGGCCACCAUUGGGGUGACCCGGGGCUUAGGAGACCACAACCUCAAGGUCUGCAGUUCUACCCUUCCCAUCAAGCCCUUUCUUUCCUGCUUCCCUGAGGUACAAGUGUAUGACCUAACACAGUAUGAGCACUGCCCGGAUGAUGUACUGGUCUUGGGAACAGAUGGGCUGUGGGAUGUCACCAGUGACCGUGAAGUAGCCGCCACUGUGGACAGGGUGCUGUCUGCCUAUGAGCCCAAUGACUCGAGCAGGUACAAAGCUCUGGCCCAAGCUCUGGUCCUGGGGGCCCGAGGUGCCCCGCGGGACCGUGGCUGGCGUCUCCCCAACAACAAGCUGGGUUCCGGGGAUGACAUCUCAGUCUUUGUCAUCCCCCUGGGAGGGCCAGGCAGUUACUCCUGAGGGGUUCAGCCCCAUCCCUCCCACCACCCCUGCAGCUUCUCCUUGCUUACCCCUCUUUCAGUCCACAUUCUGAAGUUGUCUCCCUGACCCUUCUUUAGUGACAACUUAACUGAAGAAGAGGUGUCAGCUAGAUUCAAAAUUAUAGCCAUUGGUAAAUAAACCAGAUGGAUAAAGUUGUGUGUCUUUAUUUACUUUGACUAGAUACCGAAAAGUAAGGAAAAGCUCUGUGGAGUGGUAGAAAGAACACCAGAACCUUCCCCAAAACGCAGUAUCUCCAGGCUCUCUCUUCUAUCCUCUGCUCUUCCCACUCCACACCCUCUCCAUGAGCGUUCUCAUCCGUUCCUAUGGCUUCAUCCAUCUGCUAUUGUCUUCCAAAUCAGGAUUUCUAGCCCAGACCUUUCCAGAGCUUUAGACCCACACAUCCCAGUUGUCUCCUGAACAUCUAGACAUGACACAGGCACUUCAACUCAUUAAGUCAUCAUCUACCCUCAUAAACAUGGUCCUUCUCCUGGUUCAUCAUCUCAAUGGGCUCCAGUUCAGCUGUUCAGUUAGAAAUCUUGGAGUUAGUCACCCUUGGCUUCUAUUUCUUCCUCAUCAAGCUAAUCAAUUACUAAGUCUUACUGAUUAUAUACUUGAAAUAUAUUUCAUACUUGUCCACUGCUCUCCACCCCCACCUUAGUCACCGCCUUAGCUCUUUACUGUCAACCUCCUAACCCAUCUUUCUGUCUCCAGGCCUCUCCCCCGCCUCCCUUAAGUACACUAGGAACAUAGCAGCAAAGGUAAUUGCACAGUGUGAAUCUGAGUUGCUUAUUUCCCUAAAAGAAAACACUCCAGCAGCCCCUUAUUACACUUAGAACGAAAUCCACGCUCCUAAGCAUUUUUUUUUUUUUUCAUCUAAGGACUUUCAUGAUCUUGCCACUGCUUCCUAAUCCAUCCUCAUCUUUCAUUGAACCAAAUCAAAACAAAGUUUAAAAAAGACACACUCAUUGCCACCAAGUUGAUCCUGACUCACAGCAACCCCAGGUGUUACAGAGUAGGACAGCUCCAUAAGGUUUUCUUGGCUGUCAUCUUUUCAGAAGCAGAUCGCCAGGCCUUUCUUUUGUGGCACUGCUGGGUGGGUCUGAAUUGCCAACCUUUAGGUUGUAGUGGAAUGGUAACCAUUUGCGCCACCCACGGGCCACCCUCAAAUCCCAUCCUCCUGGGGUUCCCAUAACUCUGUGGGCCUGUAGUAGUUCAUACUCAUUAUUUAAAAUCUAUACAUCACCUUAUCUUGGACAUUUCUCCAGCCCUUUGCAACUGGGCAUCUCACCGCCCAUGCAUGACCCAACUACAGCUAUUACCUCACUGUAUUAAAACCAUCUGGAAACCCUGGUGGGUAGUGGUUAAGUACUAUCUACGGCUGCUAACCAAGAGGUCGGCGGUUUGAAUCUGGUAGGCACUCCUUGGAAACCCUACGGGGUAGUUCUACUCUGUCCUAUAGGGUCGCUGAGUCGGAAUCAACUCGAUGGCAGUUUUUUUUUUUUUAACUGUCUAUACUAGAAGUCGGAAACCCUGGUGGUGUAGUGGUUAAGUGCUAUGGCUGCUAACCAAAAGGUCGGCAGUUGGAAUCCCCCAGGCGCUCCUUGGAAACUCUAUGGGGCAGUUCUACUCUGUCCUAUAGGGUCAUUACGAGUUGAAAUAGGCUCGACGGCAAUGGGUUUGGUUUGGUUUAUACUAGAAGUCAGUAGGGAGUAGCAGUUAAGAGCAGGGGCUCUAGAGUCCAGCUGUUUGGGCUCUGGUGCCAGACCUGACAUUACCUCUGUAAUUUCUCUGCGCCUCAAUUUGCUUCUCAUUAAAUGGAGAAAAUGUAAUAAUACUACCUCAUAAGGUUGUUGCAAGGAUUAAAGUAUCUCUAAGUUGUCUAGAUUUCACAUUUAGACUGUAAGUUCUUUAGAGGCAGAAAUCAAUCCUUGGUACAGAGCUCACAGUUCACACUCAAUAAAAUGCUUGAGUGAGUUAACAGGCCUGGGGACCAAACUGCUCUAGGCCUCAGUUUUCUCAUUUAUUUAAUGUGUGAGUUGUACUUCACAUCUUUAAAGUCUGUAUUACUCUGACAUUAGUUCAUUCAGCAGUAUUUGUUGAAAACCUAUUAUGUACCCAACACCGGGCUAGGCAGUGGGGAAGGGACAGGUUCGAGGAGUGAAGGAGGGAGCGUGAAGAGAGCACCAACUUUGGAGCCAGACAGGCCUGGGUUUGAAUUCCUGCUCUGUCACUUAAAUUGCAAAAUUUGGACAAGCCACUUAACUUCUCUGAGCCUCAGUUUCCUUACAGGCAAAAGGGGUUUGGUGUACUUAAUCCCAGAGUCCCUGGAUGGUGCAAAAGAUUAACACACUCCUCUGCUAACCAAAGGGUCAGCAGUUCGAAUCCACCAGGUGCUCCUUGGAAACUCUAUGGGGCAAUUCUACUCUGUCCUAUAGGGUCGCUAUGAGUCAGAAUUGACUCAACGGCACUGGGUUUGGUUUUGGUUUGGGUCUGCUAACCGAAAGGUUGGGGGUUUGAGUCCACCCAGAGGAGUCUCAAAGAAAAGCCUGGUGAUCUACUUCUGAAAACUCAGCCAUUGCAAAUCCUGUGGAGCAUAGUUUACUCUGACACACAUGGGGUUGCCAUGAUCAGAAUCAACUCCACAGGCAACUGAUUUUAUACUUAUCCCAAAGACCUAUAAUGAAUAUUAAAGAGAUUGAGCUAUGUAGUGUGCAGAUCACAAGCCAAUAAAAUGUUGGUAGACUUCCUCUUCUUCGUCUCCUUAACCGCUUUACUGGGAAGGUGAUACAUGUAUACAUAAAUACCUUAUGCAAUAAGUGUCUCCAGAGGCACACAAAGAGAGUGAGAACUGAAUUCCCAGCUGGGGAUCCGGAAGGAUUUCCGAAAGUGUCCUUUGAGGGGCAGGGAGGAAUUGGACUCAUGGAAAUUCCAGGUCGAAGGAAAUUGUGAGGUGCUGAAACGUCAAGGCUGAAGGAUGCAGUCUUGGGUAGUACUUAAAAAAAAAAACAAAAAACUACUAGGCAAGAUUGUAGGUGCAGAUGGCAGGCAUCUUCCGCCCCUGGCCUGCCCCGCCUCGGUCGCCCGGGGACUGUCGUUUCCCAGCCCCGCCUCCCGCGAGGUCCCCGGUGGGGCAGGAGCGGAUGGCUGCUUGGCCACCGGAGGGCAGCAGCGGCCCUUCCUGACCCCACCCCGAGCCCCUCUCAACUUUCCCGACGCCGGUCCGCCCCUAGGGGCUGGAAGGCUGGGCAGAGGCUGAGUCUCGGGGGCCCGCUCUGCCCCUUUCCUCCGCGGUCAAGGGAUCUCCCCGGGACUCUCUUCCCACCCUGGGGCGGGAGCCGGGACCAGCG
Molecule: messenger RNA, 4890 nt
Organism: Loxodonta africana (African savanna elephant)
Lineage: Eukaryota; Metazoa; Chordata; Mammalia; Proboscidea; Elephantidae
Gene: PPM1J
Product: protein phosphatase, Mg2+/Mn2+ dependent 1J
Exons: 10
Coding region: 5-1522 (505 amino acids)
Biological process (GO): protein dephosphorylation
Molecular function (GO): protein serine/threonine phosphatase activity
Source: RefSeq, a predicted model, not a curated record